AUGGCUUCUGCUGAUCUCGCUUCGACUUACGCUGCUCUGAUCCUCGCUGACGAGGGUCUUGAGAUCACGAGCGACAAGCUUGUUGAGCUCACCGCCGCCGCUGGCGUGCCCGUGGAGCCUAUCUGGGCCCAGCUGCUCUCCAAGGCCCUCGAGGGCAAGGACGUGAAGGACCUGCUCACGAACGUGGGUGCCGCCGGCCCCGCUGUGGCUGCUGCUCCUGCUGCCGGCGCUGCCGCUGGUGGUGACGCUCCUGCUGAGGAGGCCAAGGAAGAGAAGAAGGAGGAGGCGAAGGAAGAGUCGGAUGACGACAUGGGCUUUGGUCUCUUUGACUAG
Molecule: messenger RNA, 333 nt
Organism: Malassezia restricta
Lineage: Eukaryota; Fungi; Basidiomycota; Malasseziomycetes; Malasseziales; Malasseziaceae
Product: large subunit ribosomal protein LP1
Exons: 3
Coding region: 1-333 (110 amino acids)
Biological process (GO): translational elongation; cytoplasmic translation
Cellular component (GO): ribosome; cytosolic large ribosomal subunit
Molecular function (GO): ribonucleoprotein complex binding; protein kinase activator activity; structural constituent of ribosome
Source: RefSeq, a predicted model, not a curated record